CAACCUUUUCAUCUUCUUGUCCCUCGUUCUGCUUAUUUUUGCCUUUUUCGGUUCGGCGACAUAGUCUCAGUUCCUCUGGGGCAGACAUUCGUUUUGUUUACGCCAGCGAAAAAGCUUACUUCAUAUCUUUGUAAUAAAUAGACUGGCCAACCCUCCCCGAUUUUCCCUAUCUUUUUAUCUUCCCAACAAUAUCGUGAUGUAUCUCAAAUACGCUGCCGCACUGGCCUCGGUGCUCCCUCUCGCUGCGGCCCAGACAUGGACCAGCUGCAACCCUCUGGAGAAAACCUGCCCCGCCGACAAGGGCUUGAACAGCGCGAGCUUCAGCUCUGACUUCACCCAAGGUGACUCUGCAUUUAGCGGCUGGCAGAAAGUUAACGGCGAUGUCAGCUUCGGCCCCAAUGGUGCCGAGUUCACUGUCGCCAAGAAGGGUGACUCGCCCACCAUUGAGACCGAUUUCUACUUCUUCUUUGGUAAGGCUGAGGUGGUGCUGCAGGCUGCGCCCGGAACUGGUAUCGUCAGCAGCAUCGUUUUGGAGUCAGAUGUUCUAGAUGAAGUUGACUGGAUCCAGACCAACUACUUCGGCAAGGGUGAUACUACCACCUACGAUCGUGGCUCCUAUGAGAGCGUGGCCAGUCCUCAGACGACCUUCCACACCUACACCGUUGACUGGUCCACGUCUGCGAUUACCUGGUCCAUCGAUGGUGCUGUCGUGCGUACUCUGACCUACGAUGAAGCCAAGAGCGGAACUCGUUUCCCCCAGACCCCUAUGCGCCUGAGGCUCGGUAUCUGGGCUGGUGGUGAUUCCGACAAUGCUCCUGGCACUAUUGAAUGGGCUGGUGGUAAGACCGACUACAGCGCCGGCCCCUUCACCAUGUAUGUCAAGUCUGUCCACAUUGAGAACCCAGACUUCGACCACUACCACUUUGGCCACUACCACCACCACCACCACCACCACUACCACUUCGACCACUAUUUCUACAUCCACCAAGACUACCGACUCUACUUCCACUGAGACCGGGGCCUCCAUAAUGACCACUACGAAGACCGCCAGUACCGGCUCUAGCUCUGCCUCUAGCUCUGGCCCUGGCAGGGCAACCACUUCCGCCUCUCCUUCUGAGUCCUCUGGUGUCAUAUCUGGUUCCGACUCUACCUCUACUUUUGCCCUGGUCUCCUCCUCCUCCUCCUCCUCCUCCCCCACUCCCACCGCAUUUACUGGCGCUGCUUCUCCUCUGUCCAGCUCUUCGAUGGGAAUUGCCGCGCUCGUAGGUCUGAUCGCCGCC
Messenger RNA from Aspergillus ochraceoroseus IBT 24754, 1280 nucleotides. Its product is annotated as glycoside hydrolase family 16 protein. Gene Ontology annotation, cellular component: fungal-type cell wall. Gene Ontology annotation, molecular function: glycosyltransferase activity; hydrolase activity, hydrolyzing O-glycosyl compounds. Lineage: Eukaryota; Fungi; Ascomycota; Eurotiomycetes; Eurotiales; Aspergillaceae. The transcript is spliced from 4 exons. The record is from RefSeq and is a predicted model, not a curated record. The coding region runs from base 197 to 1012 and encodes 271 amino acids. Gene Ontology annotation, biological process: carbohydrate metabolic process; fungal-type cell wall organization.